GCUUGACGAAUCAUUUAAAUACAGUGGCUGCCUAUUCUGUUGGCAUGUUUUGGUUGUUUUCUCUGCCGAUGGUUGUUGGUGAUGACAUCAUCUGCGCUAAGUUUUAUUUUUUCUCACAAAUCCAUUUCCAUUCUGUUUCUGUUCUAAUGUUUAGAAAAGGCUAAAUUCAUACAAACCGAGAGCGUUCAUCAAAUCCACGCACACGCAAACACAAAUUAGUUAAACAAUAACAAACACAUACGAAAAACUAAAAAUCAAUAAGCAGCCGAUUUCUUGGCUGCCAACAGCUGGACUUGAAAGGCGCUGAAAACGGCACAUCUACGACUACGACGCCGGCGACGACGACGCAGACGGCUUCAGGAUGGUAUUCGAGGCCGUGGUGGUUGAUGUGCUCAACAAGGUGCUGGGUGACUACAUCGAGAAUUUGGAUCACAAACAGUUGAAAAUCGGCAUCUGGGGCGGCGAUGUGGUCUUGCAGAACCUCAAGAUACGCAGCAAUGCGCUGGAUAGCAUGGAUCUGCCCGUUCAGCUUAUCUAUGGCUAUUUGGGUAAACUGGUGCUGAAAAUACCCUGGAAAAAUUUGUACAGCCAGCCAGUGAUUGUUGAUAUUGAUGAUCUCUAUGUGCUUGUUACGCCCAACAAUAAUGUGCGCUAUAAUGCCGAAAAGGAGGCCAAAUAUGCGCUUGCUUCCAAAAUGGCUGUACUGGAUGCUAUGGAGGCAGAACGCAAGAGGGAAUUGCAGAAGGACCAGCCCCGCGGUGAUGCUGGAUUCACAGAGAAACUGACCGCACAAAUUGUCAACAAUUUGCAAAUAAAAAUCUGUAAUGUUCAUUUGCGCUACGAGGAUACCACAACGACGGGCAGUCCGUUCUCCUUUGGCAUCACACUACAUGAGCUGGAGCUCUACACAACGGAUAGCAAUUGGGACAAGUGCUACAUGACGGAGCGUUUGCCCCAGGUUUUUAAAAUUGCGAAUCUCUCCUGCCUGGCAGUUUACAUGAACUGCAAGGCUGCGCUCUAUGCGGAACAGAACAGGGACACACUAGCUGAGACGUUCAAGGAUCGUAUAGCACGCAAGGACUAUAAGCCCGCAAGCUACUUUUAUGUUCUGGGUCCCAUUUCCUGCAAUGCCAAGCUGAAGCUUAACAUGAAUCCAGAACUGGAUGUACCGGCUUUUGAGAAGCCCAAGAUUGAUUUAAGUUUGGAAAUGGAAACCCUAAAUGUGGGUUUGACCAAUACACAGUUCCACAAUAUUCUGCAACUAGCUGAUUCCAUGAAUCGCAUGCAGCUGGGUCUGCCCUAUCGCCAAUAUCGACCCUACAAUAUACCUUACAAGGGUCACUACAGGCAAUGGUGGCAGUUUGCAAUAACCGCCGUGCUCGAGCAUGAUGUGCGUCGAGUGAAUCGCACCUGGAACUGGGAGUACAUCAAAGAACAUCGUGAACUCUGCAAUACCUAUGCAGAGAAAUACAAAGAGCGCGAGCUGAAUAAAAAGCCGCCCAAAAUUCUGUUGGAAUCGGUUAGUCUGCUGGAACAGAAGCUAGAUGUUUUCAAUCUGUUGCUAAUACGACAACGCGUCAGCAUUGACAUUGCCAAGUCACAAGAAAAUGAGCCAAGGGCAUCCAACGGCUGGUUCAGUGGCUGGUGGUCCGGUGAUUCUGCCAAGAAAGACGAAUCCGACGACAAUGGUGCAAAUUUCGUACGCAAAUUUGAGGCAGCCAUGACGCCCGAGGAAAAGGCAAAAAUGUAUAAGGCCAUUGGCUACGAGGAGAACGCCAAGCCAGGAGAUGUUCCUGAAAGUUACGUGGCCAUAAAAAUGAACUUUAAGCUCAUUGCACUCGAGAUAGGCCUGUACCAGGAGCUACGUGAAGUCGAAUCAAGACAGAACAGCUCAUUUGACUAUUUCAAUUUGCCAUCCAUAAUACUGUUGAAAUUUUCAAUGGCCACGGCAUCGAUUGCACAACGACCAGCCGCUGAGGCUAUAAGCCUGACAGCCGGCAUGAAAGAGCUCAAGAUGACGGGUCUCACUCGUGAGAAUUGCACACCCAUGCUUGUGCAGUCCAUAACAACCGAUGAAUUCAAUCUUUUGGACAUAUUCUUUGAAACGAAUCCCCUAGAUAAGGAAUGCAAUCAACGUGUCAAAGUUAUCGCGCGUCCUUUACAAAUCAUAUACGAUGCCGAGACCAUAUUGAAUCUCAUUAGCAUCUUUCAACCACCAACCAAUGUAAAUUUAUCCAGAUUCGAGGAAACGGCUGCCACUAAGCUAGUCGGCAUCAAGGAGCGCUCGGCCACGGGCAUGCAGUAUGUUAUUGAUCAGAAAUCGGUUUUAGAUGCAGACAUAUUGCUGAUGCCAAACAUUAUAGUGGUGCCCCAUGGCGGCGCCUAUGUGGCCGAAGAGAAAUCUCUGAUUGUGCUUAGCCUUGGUCAGGUGCAUGUGACAACGAAGCCCCGCCAUCGCACAGACCAGAUUAAAGCCAUGUACACUCAGGGCCAAGAAAGAGAUGAAAUAUUAAAAAGUGUAAUGGAAAAUGCCUACGACAAGUUCGUUGUGGAAGUUAAUGAUGUACAAAUUCUGGUGGUGCGUCCGGAAGAGCAGUGGCAACGUGUGCUUAACAUGGCCGUCUCGACAGAAUUGCAUGUGCUGCAGCCCACAUCGAUGCAGAUAACCGCCGCGUUAUGCGUUUUCGACAAUGAUCCGCGUAUGCCCAAGGUCAAAAUCGAUAUUGAAUUGCCAGCGGUGCAGUUGAACUUCACCGAGGAUCGUAUGCUGGAGGCAAUUGAUGUGGCCACUAGCAUACCGGUGCCGCAGAGUAAUACCGUAAAAGCCGCACCGAUUCUGACACGCUCGCGCAGUUCAAUCUCGAACUUUUUAAAUCGUGAAAUAAAGAAACGUUCCACACCGCCAGCUCCCUCAAAUACGGUGAUCGAGGAGGAAAUCAUACAGUACACCAAUGUCGAGCUAAAUUUCUCGCUAAAAGAGAUCUCCCUCACACUUUUCCAGUCGAACGCGAUUUGCGAGACAUCAUCCGGCACAAGCACUGCAUUCGCAACACCAGAACAGGAGAAUGUAUCCAGUAUGGACACAUUUGGCACAACAUUGGAAGAAGUUACCACAGAUAUGCUAGUGCGUCGCUUCUCAAGACCUUCGGAGCAUAUACUUUCGAUGAAGGUGCUUCAGGUAGAAGCAUACAUGGCCCAGCGCACCUACGAAACAGUUGCAACCGCCAAAUUGGGCAGUAUUAAUGUAAAGCACUUCGACUGUGUAGAUAAUACGGAUCAAGUGCUGGACAUCAUUGACACGCCCGGCUACGCUAGGGAUUUGAAAUAUCUGCUAACAGUCUCAUAUACGCAGGCCGAUAAAAGCUCACCCGAAUUUACCACAAAAUACAAUUCCACCGAGCAGUUGGUGGUGGCCAAUUUUGAGAUCUUGAACGUUGUGCUGCAUCAGGAGUGCCUGCAACGUCUGUUGAAAUUGUCGAACAAUUUUCAGAAGCGUCUUGAUGUGAUUUAUCGAAAUUUAAAGCCACGCGAUCGGUAUGCCUCAGCCGGCGAUGGUGACGGCCUGAAACACAAGCUGCACGUCAUAAUAGAGGAUACCGAAACAAUAUUAACCACACAAGUUAAUUUACGUCGACCCAAGGGCCCCAAGCGGAACGCUGUCGUGGAUAGCGUGAAAAUGCGCAUGGUUUCGAAUAUCGAAGAGAUUGGCCUCAAGCUAACCACACGCCGUCGCCCCCUGGCGGCGAUGCAUAUAAAGAACUUUGUGUCGAACGUGACUCUAAAGGAGUCCUACACCGAAGUGAACAUUGGCCUCAAGGAUAUUAUGGUGCUUGAUCUAAAUCCUUUAACAAAACAUACGAGAAUAUUGAGCAUUGUGGGCCAGGAUGCUUUCAAUUGCCAGGUGGUGCUCUACAAUAAGGAAUUCACGCAUGACUACAACUCGGAUGAUAUAAAAAUUACAGUGGAUAUUGGCUGCAUGAAGAUAAUGUUCCUCAACUGGUUUGUCGCUGGCGUUUUGCACUUCCUGGGCAAUUUCCAGGCGGCUCAGCAGGCGCUAACCCAAGCCAGUGCCGCGGCUGCCCAAUCUGCGCGUCAAAAUGCAAUCGAUGCCUAUGAGAAGGCGACGCGCAUAAAGCUAAAUGUGCGCAUCAAGGCGCCUAUUAUAUGCGUACCUGUGGACUCCCAAAGCAAAAAUGCACUGGCCAUUGACUUCGGUUUGCUAGAGAUAACGAACAACACCAGUGAGGUGAAAGUACCUGAUAGGGAUGAGAAUGCCGUCAUCGAUGAGAUAAAGGUGCAACUGAAAGAUGUCAAGAUUACCAAGGUGAUCAUUUUGGAUGAAAACGACGAUACCUCUGUUGAUGAUGUGGACGCUCUUCUCGGCAUGAAGACCUCACUAAAUAUGAUGGAUCCAAUGAGUUUUACGUUAAGCGUCACGCGCAAUCUGUCAUUCAGUUGGUAUAGGGAUAUACCAGAGAUCAAUCUAUCGGGUCAUUUGAAGUUUGUUGAGCUAACACUCUUCAUGGAAGACUAUGCACUAGUUAUGUCCAUAUUGAGUCGUAAUCUGGGCGAAGGCGUCAAAGAGUUUCCGCCGAGGGAACCUGCGGUUCUUGAAAAAGCUUCGUAUUCUACCGUGUACUCUGAAUCACGACCGACAAACCGAUCGCCCACCUCAAGCCUGCCUGAAAAGAUUUUUGAGACGCUCAAGUUUAAUUUUCAAUUUGAUGGUGUAGUCAUAAAUCUCAUGGAGGAUCAUGGUAGCGGCUUGGCCUGCUUUGGCAUCUAUUUUCUGUCUGUGAAGGGAACCCAGCUGAACAAUGGCACGCUCAGUCUUUCCAUUGUCCUUUGCAACGUUCAAUUGGAUGAUACGCGCACUUCGAACAGGAGCAAAAUACGACAGUAUCUUAGCUGCAAGGAUUGGGAUGAGGUGAAGUCCAGAAAGGCAACAAUCGUUGAUACCUGUCAAAAUGAGCCCAACUACAUGGUCGACGUUACGGCCAUUAUAAAAGAGAACGAUAUCUUUGCCGAGGUGCGUGUACGGAGCUUCGAUUUGAUCGUCUGCAUUGAUUUUCUGCUAAAGCUGACAACGUUCCUGACACUGCCCACUGAAGAUCAGAAAGUGCCGACGUCCAUUGUUACUCCAAUUGUAGACACAGCGGCACGCGGGACUGCACGAAUGACAGUCAACACCCUGUCAUCUGGUGGCGCUUCAGUGAAAAAAAUGAAUCUGAUACUUCACAUCGAUCAGCCUGAUAUUAUAUUGGUAGAGAGCCUGGACGAUCUGAAUACCAAUGCAAUUGUCUUUAAUGCAAAAGCGCAUCUCAAUUACCGGUCGAUUGGUGACAAGCAGCUUAUCAAUGGCCAAAUUGAUGGGCUCAAGAUAUAUAUGUGCUCCUUCUUGCCGGAGCGUCGCGAGUUAACGCGUCAUUAUAUUCUACAUCCGGCUGUUAUUAGUCUUCAGGGCUCCACACCCGAAGAGGAGGGCAUGCACAUCAGCCUGAAGCUGAGUGACAUUAUCAUCAACAUAUCGCCGGCCACCAUUGAGCUUUUGAAUAAGGCGUUUGUGAGCAUUUCAAGCGGUGCCGCUAAGAAAGCGGCCAUUGAUAAAGAUGCUGUGGAUUAUUCAAAAAUCUGGUAUCCGAAAUCGUUCCAUUCAAGAACCUAUUGGUUUACGAAAGUUGAACGUGCCAUCGAAGCCAUAGACGUGGAUCCUCUAGGCGAGUAUAUGGGUAGACAGAAGACUGAGAAAUGUGUGAUUGAGGUGCCCAGCAUUACCAUUGUGAUUGAGUCGGGCAUGGGCUACUAUACAAAGCCGCUUAUUUCACUGGACACACGCAUGACGGCUGUAUUCAAUAACUGGAGCCGCAAUCUCACCGCCCACGGCUCCCUAACGCUCAACAUGAACUACUACAAUCAAUUCCUGGCUGAGUGGGAACCCAUUAUUGAGCUUAACGAGGUGGUGGGUCGCAACGGCAUCAGCGAGUAUAUACCAUGGGAACUGCAGUUCGAUAUGGACAUUGAGACGUCACAAAACGAAUUUGAUGAACUAACUGAGGAGCAAACGAUGAACAUACGAAUACAUUCCAACGAGAAUCUGGAGAUAACCUUGAGUAAAACAUGCGUGAGCCUGAUCAGCGAACUGACCGAGGCCUUCUCGCAGGCCAUCGACAGUAAGGGCCUGAUCAAGCCAGACGUUGUGGCUCCGUAUAUUGUGCAGAACGAUACGGGCUUUGACAUAACAUUGGAUCUGAAGAAAGGUAUCUUUACUCUACACGAGGCGCAUCGCGGUGGGAAUGCCGCUAACAAUUCAAUAAUUCUGCAUUCGCAAUCCAAUGAGCAAAUGGUUAAUCCUGCAGACAUACAGGAGUGUACCAUUUCGUCUGGCGGGCGCGCUUACCUGCAAACUAAGGACUUGAGCACAGUGUCGGAGGACCAGGCCGAAGAUUACAAUCUCUAUUUGGAGAUCCCCGAUCUCAAAAACUUUGUUGAGCUGCCCGUUAGCAAGGCCGACACGCGUUACUUCCCGCUGAAGCGCAACGUGCCGCAGGAGCAGUGGGCCAUUGUAUCACAGGUCACGCUGGAAUAUGGCACCACCAUAAUCAACAUACAUGGCGUUAUAAGCAUCGUUAAUCAUUUCACCACACCAAUCAGUGUGCAUCGGCGCAGAAAGACUGAUAACAGCGUAAUACUCGUGGGAGUCGCGAAUCCUAAUGAAGUUUUUAAUUUGCCGCUGCACGCUAUCUAUGCGGAACACAAAGAGCUAUUCUUUGCGAUUAAGGGGUACAAAACGUCAGUUCAAGGAUUCCUCUGGAAUGCUUAUCCCUCGGAUGAAAACUAUUCGCAUCAAGUGCAAUGCGAUCCCAUCGAUGCCUUUGAGCCGCUCAACAUUAAUGUCAGACGGAAAAAGCAUGAGAUUUACUUUGAGAACACCACUAAGUAUCGGCUGCUGAGCGCAUAUUAUACGAUUCACCUACGUCCGCCACUUUAUCUCCUCAAUUCCCUGCCCAUUGGAAUAAAAGUCUCUGUGGCCGGUUGCCUGGGUCGCCAAAGUACCCCAGCUCAGCUAGUACGCGACACAGUUCAUCUUCCAGGAGGAGAGCGCUUUCAAAAAGAGGACUUUCUUGACUAUGGCGAGAAGGAGGUCAAUCCCGGACACGUGCUGCAUUUGCCGACAGUGCGUAUGUUCGAGAAGGGCAAGGAAUCAAAAAGUGUGCUUGUGGUGCGCUUAUUACAAUAUCUUGAGAAGGAUUGGUCAUAUGCCACUGAAAUUUGCAAUGGCGAUAGCGGAGUAUCCAUUUGGACAUUCGCGUCUUACGAUUCUGAGUUUAAAAUGGAAAUGGAUCUCUAUGUGCGCUCUAAUAAUCGGCAUGGAAGUAUUGUGUUGACACUGUACAGCCCUUACUGGAUGAUCAACAAGACGGGCAUGAUGCUCACCUACAAAACGGACUUCUCGUCUGUCGAGGUGCUGUAUCAUCCGCCCGAGUAUUCCGGUCCCAUACUGUUCACCUUCCGCGACAAGCUGUUCUUUGACAAGAAGAAGGCCUCCAUACGCAUCGACAGCGGCGAGUGGAGUGAGAAGAUACCGCUGGAUGUGGCCGGUUCAAUUGGUGGCGUCACCUGUGUUGCUAACGAUCAGAGCUAUCAAAUUGGCGUGCACAACCAUUUGACGCACAACUCGCUGACCAAGCAGAUUACGUUCAUACCCUUCUAUAUAGUGCAUAACAAGUGCAAGUACUCGAUCGAAUUGCAGGAGCUUAAACGUCCCGGCGAUCCUUGGCUAAUACUGAAACCCCAGGAGUACAAGCCGCUCUGGCCCAAAAACGACUCCACGCACAAGCUAAUUGUACGCGUGGGCGACCAAACAACGCCGGCCUUUGACUACACCGAGGUGACGUGCACGUUGCUCAAGCUGCACGACAGCCGCUAUGGCGGCGUCAAUGUGGACGUGCAGACCACUGAGGGUGGCAUUUAUCUAACAUUCACCGAAUACCAGCCAUCCGAGGCGCCUGGCCUGAUAAUCAAUCACACCAGCAAGGAUAUUGUCUACUAUGAAAAGAACACAAAAACCGAGAAUAUUUUGAAAGCCAAGCAUAGCGUUCUGUACGCCUGGGGCGAUCCAGCGGGGCCCAAGCUAUUAAUCUUUGGCAAGGACAAGCAGGAAACCGAUCUGAAACGCGAUCAAAUCGAUAAUGUUAUCCUACAGGACGGCAGCAAGGCCUAUUGGGUGUCCUUCCUGUACGGAAUGCAGCGAGUGCUGCUCUUCACCGAAGUCGAAGCGAUUGCCAAGCGCACCGAGAGCACCGCUGCCCUGCAAAAUAUCACUCGUAGCAUAGACCUGCAUAUACACGGCAUUGGUUUCUCUUUGGUUAACAAUGAGACUGGUCUGGCCAUACUCUAUUUGGGCGUUACCAGUUCGGGCAUUAUAUGGGAGUCAAGAAAACCAAAUAAGAAACGCUACAAGGAAUUGACCAUACAUGAAUCAGAGCUCAUCGAGGCUGAAUAUCAGCGCUAUCUGGUGCAUAAGGCAGUCAAGGAUGUGCAGACCUAUGUUUUGGAUAACAAAUUUCCGAUCAACUUUGGCACAAUGACGCUUGUCAAGCACGUGGAUCGGCGAUUGCGUCGCAACUUUUAUCCAGCCAUUUGGAUGUCAAUGAAAUCAUCACCGUUCCAAAAUCAAUUGCACGUGAAAAUUAAUCGCAUACAGGUGGACAAUCAGUUCCUUGAUCCCAUAUUCCCAGUGGUAUUGGCGCCCAUAGCGCCGCCCAAGAGCGUGGCCACAACCACAACAAUGAAGCCCUUCAUUGAAUGCAGCAUGGUGCAGCGCAUAAUACCCAAUUCGGAUGUCAAGCAAUAUAAGUACGCGACUAUAUUGAUACAGGAGUUCCACUUUAAGGUGGAUAUAGUCUUUUUAACGGCCAUUGCUGAGAUGUUCGCCACUGAGGCGACCGAUGAACAUGCAGCCAAAUUGUUCCGCAGCGAUGUGGACUCCAUUGAACUGCCGCUUUCUACAUUCUUUGAGGAACAUUCGCAACAGGAGCAAAAGAAUUUCUAUGAUAACUUGCAUUUGAGUCCACUGAAGAUACAUGUUAGCUUCUCCAUGGCUGGCUCCGAUACCAAAGCUCUGCCUGGUUUCCUCGGCAGGCUGGUCCAGGGUGUAGGCGUAACGCUUACGGAUGUUAACGAUGUCGUCUUUCGUUUAGCCUUCUUCGAGCGCGAAUAUCAGUUCUUUACACAACAUCAGCUCGUUAGCGAGGUUACCUCACAUUAUACGGGCCAGGCACUGAAGCAGCUCUAUGUGCUGGCCCUCGGUCUCGAUGUGCUGGGCAAUCCCUAUGGCCUGGUGGUGGGUCUUAAGAAGGGCGUCGAAGAUUUGUUCUACGAACCGUUCCAGGGUGCCAUCCAAGGUCCAGGUGAAUUCGCAGAGGGUCUAGUGCUGGGUGUCAAGUCUCUCUUUGGCCACACCGUGGGCGGCGCUGCUGGCGCCAUGUCCAAAAUCACUGGCGCCAUGGGCAAGGGUCUGGCCGCCUUAACCUUUGACGAUGACUAUCAACGCAAACGACGCCAGGGAAUGCAUAACAAGCCAAAGAAUUUCCAUGAAGGACUAGCGCGAAGCGGCAAGGGUCUGGUCAUGGGCUUUGUGGAUGGCGUGACUGGAGUGGUUACCAAGCCCGUCACUGGCGCACGUGAGGAGGGCGCUCAAGGCUUCUUCAAGGGUCUGGGCAAGGGCGCCAUUGGUUUAGUAGCACGCCCAACCGCUGGCGUCGUUGAUUUCGCCAGCGGCAGCUUUGAAGCAGUCAAGCGCGCCACCGUUGGCAGCGAGGAUGCCAAACGUUUGCGUCCGACGCGCUUCCUGCAUUACGACAAUGUCCUGCGUCCCUAUUGCUACAGCGAGGCGCUGGGCAACAAGAUGCUCAAGGAGCUGGAUAAGGGCAAAUAUGCGAGCACCGACAUCUUUAUACACUGUGAGGAGAUUGUACAGAAACUAGAGUAUCUGAUAGUCACCAACCAUCGCAUGCUCUACACACAACGAAACGAUAUGUUUGGCGUUUGGGUGUCCUUGUGGUCGUAUCAGUGGGAUGAAAUUGAAUCGGUUCGGUCCACCCAACGCGGCGUACAAUUCAAGGUGAAACGAAACGAAGGCAAACGCGUCUUGGGUCUGUUCGCUUCGAAGGAAUCACCACACAAGCUGGUGCUGGUGCCCGAUGAGCGCAAACGCUUGGCUCUGCUGGAAGUAAUGGAAUCUCAUCAAGAGGAUAACACCAAUUUGCGUUUACCCAGUUCACGAUACACAACUCGUUCGACUACGUAAAUCUAAUAACUAGGUCUAUUUUAUAAUCUCGCUUUGAUAAACCCAGUGUAAAGCUAGCUCAACAGCAUGGCAGAAACUACCUCUACAUUUCAAGCUGUUGUGCGGCUAAAACACAUACUCAAACACAAACACACACACACACACACAUACACACGCACACACCCCACUUCCCCCCACACUCAUAUACAUUUAAAGUAUGUAUAUUAACAAUUUAUGUUUUGAUAUUAAAAUUUUAUGUCAAUGUUGAAGAUAAACAUGAAAAUA
Drosophila montana is the source of this 10573-nucleotide messenger RNA. RefSeq names its product vacuolar protein sorting 13C (gene Vps13). The record is from RefSeq and is a predicted model, not a curated record. Gene Ontology annotation, cellular component: extrinsic component of membrane. Gene Ontology annotation, biological process: protein targeting to vacuole; protein retention in Golgi apparatus. NCBI's taxonomy places the organism in Eukaryota, Metazoa, Arthropoda, Insecta, Diptera, Drosophilidae. The transcript is spliced from 29 exons. The coding region runs from base 362 to 10309 and encodes 3315 amino acids.